Molecule: messenger RNA, 6565 nt
Organism: Anguilla anguilla (European eel)
Lineage: Eukaryota; Metazoa; Chordata; Actinopteri; Anguilliformes; Anguillidae
Gene: arel1
Product: apoptosis resistant E3 ubiquitin protein ligase 1
Exons: 22
Coding region: 408-3686 (1092 amino acids)
Biological process (GO): proteasome-mediated ubiquitin-dependent protein catabolic process; protein polyubiquitination; negative regulation of apoptotic process
Molecular function (GO): ubiquitin-protein transferase activity
Source: RefSeq, a predicted model, not a curated record
CUAGUGCUAGCUAGCUAACCAGCGAAACUGAAAACUGACAGCAAGCUAGCUAGUCUACAUGGCUGGUAGUAAAGACAUCAUAAUGCUGUUAGCUUUGUGUAAAAAUGCAUUAUCAGCCGUUAGCUCAUUCGUUAGAUGAAUUUACUACGCCAAAAGAAGUGCCAUAAACAUUUUCUUUUUAGACGGUAACUGUCGUUGAAGUGUUGUUGGUUCCCGGCGAUAUUUAUCUAAGUUUGCUUGUAGGUACCUUGAAGCACUUUGGGAGUAGUGAUCUGUCUUUGAUUUGGGAAGGAAGCGAGCCACUCACCACUCCACAGCAGCGUACGCAGUGGGGCCCGGGGGCCAGGCCGCAUGAAGCACCUUUCUGCGAACGGAGAGAAGUCCAAGCCCAGGCUGAAGAUGGUCUGAUGGACCGACGCUUCUUGCUGACCUUCGCCUUCUGCUCGGUCGCGUGGAUCCUCUUCUGGGAAGUGCGCUGGAAGAAAGGGAAGGAGAGUCAGAUAGAGGAAUGGCUGCAAGGGCACAGCCUUUCCGAAUACAAGCACUUAUUUGAAGAUGUGCAGACCCUGGAGGAGCUGAGCCUCAGUGUUCUGACCCGGCUGAAGGAGGUGGUGAAGGAGCGCAGGCGCUGGCGGGACGUCGCCGAGGCCCACAUCCAGCUGCUGCGAGACUUCGCCUUCCAAGAGUGGCUCUGCUCGCAGAGCUUGGAGCACUACUACCACACACUGAAGACCCUGGGCUGUACAAACCUUGAUGAUUUAGCCAAAUUUGAUAGUCAGCUGCAGCUCUCUCUGGCUGCCUGGGGGUACUAUUACGAGGAUUACAUCAAACUGUCCACUGGCAUAAAGGUCCUCCAGGCCUCUAGGGGGAGCCGUGACCAGGAAUACGAAAUCCAGCUGGUGCACAGCCUGGCGGAGAGGCGCCUGAAUGAGAAGUGGUCAAUUGCGGGAGCUCUGAUAUUCGGCUGUACUGUGGCGCUGUGCUUCCUGAUAAGGGACCUCAUGUUUUACGUGAUUGGUGGAAUUACUGUUUCCAUCAUAGCGUUCGUCUUUACCAUCAAGUUCCUGUGCGAGCUCGCUGCUCGAGUGGUUAGCUUCCUUCAGAAUGAGGACCGCGGGCGGCGGGGUGACCGCAGCAUCUACGACUAUGUGCGGGGCAACUACCUGGACCCGCGCUCCUGCAAGGUGUCCUGGGACUGGAAGGACCCACAGGAAGUGGGCCAGACCAUGAGCUUCAGGGUUCAACUCUUCUAUAAAAAUGGUCAGCCGUUCCCCGCGCACCGGCCGGUGGGGCUACGGGUCAACAUCACGCACAUCGAGCUGGCCCUGGACAUCCCCGUCACCCAGGAGGUCCUGCAGGAGCCCGAGUCCAACGUGGUCAAAGUGGCCUUCACCGUCCGCAAGGCUGGCCGCUACGAGGUCGCCGUCAAGCUGGGCGGCCUCAACGUGGCCUACAGCCCCUACUACAAGAUAUUCCAGCCAGGAACGGUUGUUCCGUCAAAGACAAAAAUCGCCUACCACUUCUCCACCCUGGUGCUGACCUACGGGCAACAGCACACCCUGCAGAUUGAACCUCGCGAUGAGUACGGCAACCCCACCAGUAACUCCACCUCACUCACCGACGAGGUCAACUAUAGCGUGAACGUCCACCCGGUAAGAAUCAACCCCAGCAGUAACUCCACCUCACUCACCGACGAGGUCAACUAUAGCGUGAAUGUCCACCCGGUAAGAAUCAACCCCAGCAGUAACUCCACCUCACUCACCGACGAGGUCAACUAUAGCAUGCACGUCCACCCGGUAAGAAUCAACCCCACCAGUAACUCCACCUCACUCACCGACGAGGUCAACUAUAGCGUGAAUGUCCACCCGCUGGGCACGCAGGACGAUGAGAGCGCGGAGGAGUACUACAGCAAGGCGGUGUCCUCCAACAAGCAGCAGUGCCAGGUGCUGUUGCGCCUCACCCUCAGGAAGAAGGGCUGCUUCCGCGCCUGCAUCUCCUACCAGAACCAGCCCCUCAGCAACGGCGAGUUCGACAUCAUCGUGCUCAGCGAGAACGAGAAGAACUGCGUGGAAAAGAACGUGUCCACCCCAGGCAUCAGCAUCUACUUCGAAGCGUACCUCUACAGCACGGGGAACUACAGCACCUCCUCCUGGCAGCUCCCGGCAUCCUCUCUGCUGGCCCCCCAGAGGCGGCCCUCCACAGCAGACGAGGAGGAGGAGCGCGACUCGCCUGUGGAGGGCCAGCCAGAGAAGGUCAAGAAGCCAAAAAAGGUCUACUGUUACAUAUCGCCAAAGCAACUCUCAGUGAAGGAGUUUUACCUGAAAAUAAUUCCGUGGCGCCUUUUCACCUUCAGAGUCUGCCCAGGGACAAAGUUCACAUACUAUGGCCCAGACCCCAUUCACAAAUACUUGACGUUAGUGGUGGAUGAUGGGAUACAGCCACCGGUGGAGCUGAGCUGCAAAGACCGGAACAUCAUGGCCGCCACUUUCAUCCGCUUCCUGCACAAAAACAUUGGAGGUUCAGAAACCUUUCAGGACAAAGUGAGCUUCUUCCAGCGAGAGCUCAGGCAUAUGCACUCCAAGCGCCCCCGCACCAAGACCUGCCUGAAGAUCACCCGUCACACCAUCCUGGACUCAUCUCUGAAGGCCACCAGAAACUUCUCUGUGUCGGACUGGAGCAAGAACUUUGAGGUGGUGUUCCAGGAUGAGGAGGCUCUGGACUGGGGUGGACCACGCAGGGAGUGGUUUGAGCUCACCUGCAAGUCCUUGUUUGACACGUCCAACCAGCUCUUCACUCGCUUCAGUGACAACAACCAGGGCUUGGUGCACCCGAAUGCAGAGCGACCGGCUCACCUGAGGCUGAAGGUGUACGAGUUUGCGGGCAGGGUGGUGGGGAAGUGCCUCUACGAGUCGGCGCUGGGCGGGGCCUACAAGCAGCUGGUCCGGGCCCGGUUCACGCGCUCCUUCCUGGCUCAGAUAAUCGGCCUCAGGAUGAACUACAAGUACUUUGAGACGGAUGAUCAGGAGUUCUACAAAACGAAAGUCUGCUUCAUCCUAAACAAUGAUGUCAGUGAAAUGGACCUGGUGUUCGCUGAGGAGAAGUACAGCAAGUCUGGGCAGCUGGAGAAGGUAGUGGAGCUGAUCUCUGGAGGGGCACAGAUUUCAGUGACCAAUGAGAAUAAGAUGCAUUAUCUCAACCUUCUUGCUCAGUACAGACUGGCUAAUCAGGUGCGAGAGGAGGUGGAGCAUUUUCUUAAGGGGUUAAAUGAACUUGUUCCAGAGAACCUCCUGGCCAUAUUUGAUGAGAAUGAACUGGAGCUUCUGAUGUGUGGCACAGGGGAUAUCAAUGUGCAGGAUUUCAAAGCCCACGCAGUGAUUGUUGGGGGCUCUUGGCACUUCAGAGAGAAGGUGAUGAAGUGGUUCUGGGCCGUAGUGUCCAGCUUUACCCAGGAGGAGCUGGCUCGCCUGCUGCAGUUCACCACCGGCUCCUCCCAGCUGCCCCCAGGGGGAUUCAACACGCUCUGCCCCUCCUUCCAGAUCAUCGCCGCGCCCACCCACAGCACCCUGCCCACCGCACACACGUGUUUCAACCAGCUGUGCCUCCCCACCUACGACUCGUAUGAAGAGCUGCACAAGAUGCUGAAGCUGGCCAUCAGCGAGGGGAGCGAGGGCUUCGGCAUGCUGUGACCCCUCCCCAGGGAGGGGCCCUGGGGGGGAGGGAGGCGUCGCACGGCCAACGGCACGGGAACGCCGGCCACAAAGGGGUCUCAUCGCAGGCCGCACUUGAGUUCCCGCCGCCUGCUCACCCAGGACAUCCCAGAAUCCUCCACACCAAGGGGAAGAAGUACAGGAAGUCUUUGAAUACACUGGCAUUCCAGGUGUAUGCAGGCACUGUGUAUAUGUGAUUUUUUUUUUUUUGUACUGGGAAAAGAAAAAAAAACUAAUUGGUGAAAAACGGUACAGUGGACUUUUAAUCUAGAUGUAAUGAAGCUUAGUUUUUAUGCUUGAGGGGGGGACCUUAAGGUGCAGUGAUGGUCUAGUGAGCUUUUUUUUAUUUCUGAAAUGCACCAUAUUCAGCUUCUGGCAUAGCCUUGACAAAGCAAACCUAUGAGCUAUGUUUCAGACCAAGUAGCAGCCUCCAUACAGUGUACCAGGCUAUAUUGUACUCCCAUAGCACUUUGGCCUUAACUGAUCAGGGAAGGAUGUGUGUAUAUAUUGCUCUUAUUUAAUUAAAGCGUGUAAAUAUUUAAAGAGUGACACACUGAGGUCUACAUCUUUUCAUUUGAUAUUAAAGGAAAAGGGACUGAAGGCAGUGGGGAAAAUGAAAAUGAGACUAGGUUUGAUUUUUCUUUUUAGUUUUUUUAUCAGUUUUUCAUAAAUAAUGUGAAAUUUCCUAUUCACGUCGCAAAUCUAGUUUGACACGUGAACAUUUUCUUGUUGGAACGAUUAAGGUUGCGGGUUGACUGACAAAAUAUGAAGCAGGGUAGAGCUAUUGCUUUUCAGUGCAAAUACCUUUUUCCCUACAGUUUUAAGUUUAAGGAAACUGAUGGCAAAGGGUCAGCAUUAACGGAUGGAUUGCGCACUUGCAUCAUGAAGGAAUGCCAUCAUAAGCAGCGCAAUGCCAUGUUACCAUUGCAAGCUGAGGUUGACUAGGAAGCCUUUGUUUGUGUUCAAGUUGUUUUCUUUCAAACCUGCCUUAUUUUAUCCUCUGCCUCCUGCUGUACCCAGAGAUAAGCACAUUUGAAUGGUUGGGAAUAAGUUAUUGUUGUAAUAUAGUUUUUUUUUUUUCCAUUUUGACUGGCAAACAAGCGCAUUUUGAAAUGUAAAUGCUAAAAUACUUGUGUAUAUAUAGAGCACUUUGUCUCGUUUCAGGCCCCAGGCUUACAGGUAGUUCACCCCCCCAAGUGUGGGUUUACCUCAGUCUCUGGACUUUACCUGUACAUCCAAACAGUCUCAGUGGUGAGAGUUUCAGUGACUUCAUCUCUGUGUAUUAUAUCCAAAGGUAUAUAUAUACAUAGCACUUCUGGCUUCAACCAAGGGCCUUCGAGACAAGAUGCUAAGAGUGGACUCUUCGAGUGAUUUUAGUGACCAAGACUUGAGUGUGAAGUAGCCGGGGUUGUUUUAUACUUGAUGGUGAAGACUUCAGGGUGCCGAUUUUGCUUGUAGAAAGCUUUUGCUUCUUGUUUACCUCUGACCAUCGACGCAUGCGGUCGUAACUCUGUAGGGGUGUCCCUCAGAUGAAAGGGAACGGUGGCCAUUUUACCCCGUAGACUGUUGACAGUGCUGAAUAUCCAGAUGUAGAGUAAAUGAGUUCUGUUAAGAAGACAGAAACAUUAACGCGCGUAUGUAUAUAAAUGUAUUCACGGUUAAACAUUAAAGAUAUGUGUAUACUUGACGAUAUGUGCAAAUGCAUUGCAGCGGAGGUUUGCGCUAACCCCGUUUCACUCUUAUUCUCUGCAGCGAGAGCGUACUGUAGCAUUCCCAGACCGCAACUGUAGUGGCCCGACUGCAGAACUAGCUGCAGUCCAUCGUUAAUGUCUCUCUUGAUCUACACACUAAGCUUAUAUCGCCGCGUCAAGACCCUUCUUUUAAUCUAGAUAAUACUCUUGAAGGCAACUGUACAUCUCUUACACCUACUCAUGGGGAUAGUGAUUUCAGAAACGUUCAAAGCACCCAAUCGGAGCCAAUGAUAUUAUGAUUUAAUACAUACAAUGCACAGGUUUGUGCUGCCAGCAAGCACUUUUCAUAAGCUUUCAGAUAUGGUGGAUUAUUUAAGAUACUGAGCUAAGUGUUGGUGAUGUUAAUAUUUGUGCUGCUGGCUACUGAAUGUACGCUAGGUAAAGAAUAUGUGUAGCAUGGUACGGAUUAACCUAUGUUAACAGUGUUCCCAAACACAAUAGAUAGGGUGUAGUUAUACAUUUUAUUUAUCUUCAGGGCUAUUGAGGCUAAUGUAGUCCCAGUGUUUAUGAAUGCUGAAAAUGCCCAUUUACUUAAAGCACUCAUUCCUUUGUUUAAAAAAAAAAAAAAAAAAAAAAAAAACAAAUAACAAACUUUCACCAAUGGAAGGAAUACGCAUUGUGCAGGAAGCACAUGUGAAGAGUCUAUACUGUGUAAGAAUUUUUAUUUUUUAUUUUCAUUUGCAUGAGCAAUAAACGGUGACAUCUGGAGUAAAGAUAGUUAGAGAUAUUUGUGUCCAUGAAAGAGAAUGGUAUUACGGCUCAGGUGAAAGUGCUGAAUUGUGUUUCAUUUUUUUUUCUUUUUAAUUUAUUUUAUUUUAUGGCUUUCAUACAAAGGUCCUUCUUUCCAUGCUUGAGCCUGUUUUCAUGAUUUGGAAAGCUCCAUCGUCAGUGGGAGGGUGGGUUUGGAAAGUGUUUGUAAGUCCUGUAAAUACUGUGAAAUAGUUGCUUAUGGUUUGGAGGUGUGGUUUUCUUUUUUUAUGAUGUUUAGAGAGAUGCGCUGGGCCAUCUCCAAUGAGUGUCCAGAUUCACUGCACUGUUACAAUGUUCUGAGGACCCAGGCAGCUCCCCUGUUCUUUAUGGGACAAAUAAAAGAAAGUAAACAAUGGA